Molecule: messenger RNA, 3513 nt
Organism: Amblyraja radiata (thorny skate)
Lineage: Eukaryota; Metazoa; Chordata; Chondrichthyes; Rajiformes; Rajidae
Gene: iqcb1
Product: IQ motif containing B1
Exons: 14
Coding region: 116-1954 (612 amino acids)
Biological process (GO): cilium assembly
Cellular component (GO): cilium
Molecular function (GO): calmodulin binding
Source: RefSeq, a predicted model, not a curated record
AUUAAAGUGUGAUUUUGUUGAUAUCACACUGAGAAGUCUGCGUGGAGAGUGUUGCUGCGGAGCAGAUGGGCUCCGUUGCCAUGGAAACCGCGAGCCACUGCGGCCUAGUGGGGCGAUGGCGGCCUGCAGCCUCGGCAGCUCGGCGUCGGAAGGCGGAGCGACCAAGCGGAAUGCAGUCAAGGACUAUUUGGAUCAAGAUUCAAAGAGGGAUGUUCACGUUUUUCAUUUGGCAACUGAAGUUGCAGAAAGCCCGGAUAAUAAGAUCCCCAUACUGCUGCUGAAGUUAAAAGAUAUCUUAAAAGGACCUCCAUUUGGAAGCCGUGAGUUAAAGCAGUUGAAGGAGGAUAUUUAUUACUAUGACCUGAUUCAGUACUGCGUACUGGUGCUUGCUCAGGACUUCCGCAACAUCCGAGGGCAAUGGUUCACAGCCGUGCAGCUGGCUGACAUACUCAGCACUGUCUGUGUGGGUCUGGAUCCAAAGAAUGAUGCAGAAGAAUUUCACGGCAAAGUGUUGCCAUUAGCUGCAGACAAUCUAAUGUUGCUGGCACGAAGACUGCAGGCUCGCUUUCUCAAAGCUGAUGAGGAUGAUGAUAAACAAGAUUUUCUCCGCUAUUUCCACCGUGUGACUGACUCUCUUUGCUGGCUGCUAAGUGGUCACGUUCAGCUGACUCCGCAUGUCUUUCAGUCUGAUCAACUGCUCCAGUUGCUGCUCACUGACGAUAUGGAAACCACUGUCAUCAUGGUGUCUGUUCUGCUCAAUAUUCUCCAGCUCAACAGGACACUGUUGCUGUCUGUGAAGGAGAGAAGCAUCCAAUUAAUCCUGGACGAGAUAAUUUACGAGCUGUUUGAAAACACCAACCCAGUUAUAGGAAGCACAUGCAUUAAAAUCAUGCUGUUGAUUGUGGAAUCCCACCCUCCUACCCUGCAAAUGCUCAGGAAUUCCUACAAAGGUUUAAGUCGUCUUUUGAAUAAACUGUGGACAGGACGAGGUUUUGACGAGGACUUGUAUCAGCUCUUAGAACUGCUCCAUGUCGGGUCCUUCCAAGGAGUGAAGGAGCAGAAAUUUUACAGAGCUGCAAGCUUGAUCCAAGCAACGUGGAGAGCCCAUCAGACAAGAAAGCGGGUGAAGAAACUGCCAAAAGUUGUGACAAAUUUACAAAGGAGUUUCAGGGCAAAACGUGCACAGGAUGCACGGCGGCUCGAGAAGGAGAGAGAGGAAGAGGAGCUGAGACACCUGCUUCAGCUACAGAGACAUCGGGCUCUUCGAGACUUUCGUCAGCGACAACUGAGCCUACUGGAAAUAGUCCCUGCAAGUGAAAUCGCGAAAUACCUAAAGCAUGAGAAGGAGCAAUCGGCAAUGGUGAUUCAGAAGGUCUGGCGUGGAUACAGACAGAGACAAAGCUUCAGCCAGCAGAAGUCGUCCCUGAAGAAAUUCAAGGCAGCCAUCAUUAUACAGAGAUAUGUGUUGAGGUUCUUAGAAAAACGUAGAAACCUGAGGAGAGAUAUCCUCACCUGGCGCGGACCAAAGGGACUGACAGAUACACGGAGACAAGAACUGCGUGCCCAACUGGAGAACUAUGUCAAACAUCAUACAGUUACUCAUGUGACAGAGGAGAGAACAAAGGAACAACACGCCCAGGUCCAGGAGAUGCUGGGUCAGUACCUCAUGAGGAGAAACCUGGAACGAAGGUCGGAGCUGCGGGGAGAGGCUCUGCUAGCCCAGAUUAACACCGACGUUGAGCUACUGAUGAGCGCUCCCAGCCUGAAGGAGGCGACCGAGAAGGAUGUGGAGCUCUUUAACUGCAGGUCCGCCCCUGUGGCAGCCAGAGCCAAGCAGUGCCACGGUGCUAUGCUGCAGUCCGUCAGGGGCCCCUGGUGGAAGAAACUGGGCGACAAGAUGCAGGAUCCCGACUCGAUCUACGCGGACGACGUGGACCUUGAUCUCGUCCUGUGAGCGGUGGAACGCAGGCCGCGGGCAUCGUGCGCCAGGCUGAUGUGCGGGAGGAGAGGUGGGAUGUGUAGGCUGGCAAUGUUGUGGCACGUGGCCGGCACGCAGGAGGCACUUGCAUCCUUUGUCCACGUGUGCAGUGGGAGGGAAAGCAUUUGCAGAGCCCGAUUCCCAGCUUUUUACUGUACCUCGGACCAGGUGACAAUAAACUGAGACUGAAACUGAAGAGGGCAGAGCUACUGCCUCACAGCGCCGGAGAACCGGAUUCGAUCCUGCGCUCGGGUGCCAUCUGCGUGGAGUCUGCAGGUUCUCCCGGAGACCGUGUGGGUCUGCUCCGGUUUCCUCCCGCGUCCCAAAGAUGUGCGGGAACGAAACCGCAGGUGCUGGUUUAUACCGCAGAAAGACACAAAGUGCUGGAGUAAUUCAGCGGGUCAGGCAGCAUCUCUGGAGGAAAAGGAUAGGUAACGUUUCGGGCCGGAAACUCGAUCCUAAAACUUCCGAGCCCGAGUCUGAAGAAGGGUUCUGACCCGAAACAUCACCUAUAUAACCAUAUAACAAUGACAGCACGGAAACAGGCCAUCUCGGCCCUUCUAGUCCGUGCCGAACACUUACUCUCACCUAGUCCCAUCUACCUGCACUCAGACCAUAACCCUCCAUUCCUUUCCCGUCCAUAUACCUAUCCAAUUUAUUUUUAAAUGAUAAAAUCGACCCUACCUCCACCACUUCCACUGGAAGCUCAUUCCACACAGCUACCACUCUCUGAGUAAAGAAGUUCCCCCUCAUGUUGCCCCUAAACUUCUGUCCCUUAAUUCUCAAAUCAUGUCCUCUUGUUUGAAUCUUCCCUACUCUCAAUGGAAAAAGCUUAUCCACGUCAACUCUGUCUAUCCCUCUCAUCAUUUUUAAGUCCUCUAUCAAGUCCCCCCUUAACCUUCUGCGCUCCAAAGAAUAAAGACCUAUCUUGUUCAACCUUUCUCUGUAACUUAGGUGCUGAAACCCAGGCAACAUUCUAGUAAAUCUCCUCUGUACUCUCUCUAUUUUGUUGACAUCUUUCCUAUAAUUUGACGACCAGAAUUGUACACCAUAUUCCAGAAUUGGCCUCACCAAUGCCUUGUACAAUUUUAACAUUACAUCCCAACUUCUAUACUCAAUGCUCUGAUUUAUAUAGGCCAGCACACCAAAAGCUUUCUUUACCACCCUAUCUACAUGUAAAUGGUAGCGAAUUCAUGUUCUUCAGUGAUGCUGCCUGACCCGCUGAGCUACGCUUACAUUUUGUGUCUAUCAAAGAAGUGCAGGUUUGCAGGUUAAUUGUCCCUCAGUAAAUUGCCCCUAGUGGAUGGGAAAGUGGGAUAACAUAGAACCAGUGGGAACGGCUGAUCAAUGAGCGGUGUGGGCUCAGUGAGCCCAAGGGCCUCCAGUAUUUUCAUGCUGUAUCCCUAAACUGAACUCAAUAUUUUCUUUUGAAAGCAGUGGCUGUUAUGGUGCUGAAAAAGUUGGUGACAGACUACAGACAACAACCUCGCAAACCACAAUUGUUCCUUUUUAAUAAAGUUUAUUUAAAUUAUAAA